GAUCACCUCUCCCAUUGUCACCCUUGCUCUCAUCAGUUUUUCAUGUCUCCCGCGAUGACCAGGGAAGAGGAAGAACCACCGAAGGAGAGGGAAGAGUUGGUGAUCGUGAAUGAAGAUGACGACGACGAGCACGGUUCCAAGGAGAAGGUUCUUCAGAAAUACUUCCUCCAGGAGUGGAAACUGGUCAAGUCUCUUCUUGACGAAAUCGUUUCCAAUGGCCGCGUCUCAGAUCCCUCCUCUGUCCGCAAGAUCCGCUCCAUUUUGGACAAGUAUCAAGAACAGGGUCAACUAGUAGAGCCUUACUUGGAAAGCAUAGUUUCUCCUCUGAUGUUCAUUGUUUGCUCUAAAACAAUUGAGCUUGGGGUAGCAUCUGAUGAAAUCAUGGAUGUCAUCAAGCCUUUAUGCAUUCUAAUUUAUUCUCUGGUUACAGUUUGUGGAUACAAGGCUGUUAUCAAGUUUUUCCCACAUCAAGUUUCUGAUUUAGAACUUGCAGUAUCUCUCUUAGAGAAGUGCCAUGACACUAAUGCAGUGUCAUCUCUGCGACAAGAAAGUACAGGAGAGAUGGAAGCAAAAUGUGUGAUACUACUGUGGCUUUCUAUUCUUGUAUUGGUUCCAUUUGAUCUCUCUUCUGUGGAUUCUACCAUUGCCAACAGCAACAGUUUCAAUGAAUUUGAGCCAUCCCCACUGGUAUUGAGAAUAUUAGGGUUUUCUAAAGAUUACCUUUCAAGUGCAGGCCCUAUGCGCCCACUAGCUGCAUUGCUGUUGUCAAGAUUGUUAACACGUCCAGAUAUGCUAAAGGCUCUCAUCAGCUUCAUUGAAUGGGUACACGAGGUCCUAUCUUGUGUCACAUAUGAUUUCAUGGAUCACUUCCGAUUACUGGGUGUUGUGGAAGCACUGGCUGCCAUUUUCAAGGUUGGUAGUCAAAAAGGGUUGCUUGAUGUUGUUUCCAUUAUUUGGAAUGACACGUCGACAUUGAUAAAGUCUGGUACUGCAUCUCGAAGUUCUUUACUUCGAAAGUAUCUGUUGAAGUUAACACAACGGGUUGGGCUAGCCUGCCUCCCUCAUCGUUUGCCGUCCUGGCGCUAUAUGGGUAAAAUGAGCUCACUUGGAGAGAAUAUUUCACUAAAUGAAUGCAGCAAAAUUGGUCAAGGUACAAAUGUAGAGCUUUCCAAAGCAGAGAAGAGUCCAAGUUGCUUGCAAGAAGAGGAUAUGGAUGUUCCAGAAAUUAUAGAAGAAAUUAUUGAGCUGUUACUGUCAGGUUUGACAGAUGCGGAUACUGUUGUCCGUUGGACUGCUGCCAAGGGUAUUGGCCGCAUUACUUCUCGUUUGACAUCUGCCCUGUCAGAUGAAGUUUUGUCAUCUGUACUGGAGCUGUUUUCACAACAGAAGGGAGAUAGUUCAUGGCAUGGAGGUUGCUUAGCAUUGGCUGAACUUGCACGCAGGGGGUUGCUUUUACCUGUCAGUCUUCCCAAAGUUCUACCUGUUGUUAUAAAGGCUUUACAUUAUGAUAUCCGAAGGGGUCCUCAUAGUGUUGGAUCUCACGUUCGCGAUGCUGCUGCCUAUGUUUGUUGGGCAUUUGGUCGAGCAUAUUAUCACGAAGAUAUGAAAAUGAUACUAGAGCAACUUUCUCCACACCUUUUAACAGUGGCCUGCUAUGACCGUGAGGUCAACUGCAGAAGAGCAGCAGCAGCUGCUUUUCAGGAGAAUGUUGGAAGACAAGGGAACUACACACAUGGCAUUGACAUCGUAAAUACUGCGGAUUAUUUUUCACUUUCCUCACGAGUAAACUCCUAUCUUCAUGUUGCAGUGUGCAUUGCUCAAUAUAAGGGGUACCUCCAUCCAUUUGUUGAUGAACUGCUAUAUAACAAGAUCUGUCAUUGGGAUAAAGGCUUGAGAGAACUUGCAGCGCUGGCACUUUCUGCUCUUGUCAAAUAUGAUUCUGAUUAUUUUGCAAAUUUUGUGCUUGGGAACUUAAUUCCAUCUACUCUCUCACCGGAUUUAUGCACGCGUCAUGGUGCAACAUUAGCGGCUGGGGAACUUAUUUUGGCUUUGCAUCAAUGUGGUUCUGUUCUUUCCAGUGACAAGCAAAAAGCUGUUGCUGGUGUAGUUCCUGCUAUUGAAAAAGCACGUCUUUAUCGUGGGAAGGGUGGAGAGCUAAUGCGUGCUGCUGUUUCUCGUUUUAUUGAAUGUAUCUCGUUAAUUCAGGUGGUUUUGCCAGAAAAGAUAAAAUGCCGUUUGCUUGAUGCUCUUAAUGAAAAUUUGAGACAUCCUAACUCUCAGAUACAGAAUGCUGCCGUCAAGGCCCUAAAGCACUUUGUUCCAGCAUACCUUCUCACAGCAUGCCAAGAAGGUUCUGGUGAUAUAACAUUGAAGUAUCUGGAAUGGUUGGAUGAUCCCAACAUGGCUGUAAGAAGAGGAUCUGCAUUAGCAAUAGGUGUUUUGCCUUACGAAUUUCUGGAAAAAAGAUGGAGGGUGGUGCUAUUGCGGCUUUGUAGAUCCUGUGCAAUUGAGGAUAUCCCUGAAGAUAGAGAUGCAGAAGCACGAGUAAAUGCUGUUAAAGGACUUGUAUCGGUGUGCGAAACAUUAACUGAAGCAAAAGAACAUUCUGAUUUCCUUCCUAUGGAGGAUGACAUGUCGCUGUUUCUUUUGAUCAAGAAUGAAGUGAUGAUGAGUUUAUUUAAAGCUCUUGAUGACUAUUCUGUAGAUAACAGAGGUGAUGUGGGUUCUUGGGUUCGUGAAGCUGCCAUUGAUGGCCUUGAGAGAUGUACAUAUAUGCUCUGUAAGAAAGAUACAAUGAUUUUCCAAAGUAAACAGUAUGGAGUUGAAUCGAGUUUGGAGAAGCCUAAUAGUGAAGUGGUUGAGAAUAGGCAGACGCGAUCCCUUUUUGAUGUGAAUCUUGCCAACUGUGUAGUUGGGGGCAUUGUUAAGCUGGCUGUAGAAAAGAUAGACAAAUUAAGAGAAACAGCUGCAAAGACUCUCCAGAGGAUUUUGUAUCAUGAUAAUUUCUUUGUCCCAUUCAUACCUUUUAGGGAAAAACUAGAAGAAAUUGUUCCUAAAUCGGUGGAUUCAAAGUGGGGGGUACCGACCUUCUCAUAUCCACGUUUUGUGGAGUUACUUCAGUUUAGCUGUUACAGUAGAUAUCUUGUGUCUGGCUUAGUUAUUUCAAUUGGUGGGUUGCAAGACUUUUUGAGGAAGGUGUCAGUAUCGGCAUUGCAGGAGUAUCUUCAAGCUACGGAAACUGAGGACUGCAAUGAAAAAAUCUCUAAGCAAUCUAGGCUAUGUGCUGAUAUCCUUUGGAUUCUCCAACAGUACAAGAGAUGUGACAGGAUCAUUAUACCCACUCUGAAGACAAUUGAGAUUCUUUUCAGCAAAAAGAUGUUGAAUGUGGAGGUUCCUGUGCCAAGUUUCUGCACUGGUGUUUUGGAUUCUUUGGCAAUUGAGUUAAAAGGGUCAAAGGAUUUUUCCAAAUUGUAUGCAGGCAUUGCAAUACUUGGAUACAUUGCUUCAGUUUCAGACACCAUUAACACCAAGGCCUUCUCUCAGCUUCUCAAUUUCCUUGCUCAUCGUUACCCCAAGAUUCGGAAGGCUUCUUCUGAACAAGUUUACCUUGUCCUCCUACAAAAUGCAAAUCUCAUGGCAGGAGAUAAUAUAGAGGAAGCACUUGAAAUUGUAUCUGAAACCUGUUGGGAAGGUGACAUAGAAGUGGCAAAGCACCGGAGAUUACAAUUGUGUGAUAUGGCUGGAAUUGAAACAGGACGACUUUCCAAAACUUACCAGCAUACAUCUAGCAAUGGUGAACAGAGGUCAAGUACCACUGAUGAAAAUGCAUCAUACUCCUCGUUAGUCGGCUCAACUGGGUUUUAACAAUGAUGCAUCAAAUGCCGUCAUUAUGUUGUAUGUUGUGUCAAAAUAUUCCCCUUGGUGGUAUCUGAUUUUGUUGAAGCAAAUUGGCCAUUUUCUAUUUGUUCAAAUAUCCCAUUGCUGUCUUGAAUGCAGCUGCUUGUUUGUCCACGUUUGUAAAUACCCCGGUAUCCUCCAGUGUUUGGAAUUCGCCUUCUUCCCUGGAACCAAUUUAGCUAAUGAAGGCAUAUGAAUUUUUAGACCAAACGGUGGCUAUCGAUUGUGGCCUUCUGAAGUUGUAAAUGGAAUUCACCAA
Molecule: messenger RNA, 4156 nt
Organism: Malania oleifera
Lineage: Eukaryota; Viridiplantae; Streptophyta; Magnoliopsida; Santalales; Ximeniaceae
Product: tubulin-folding cofactor D
Exons: 17
Coding region: 43-3864 (1273 amino acids)
Biological process (GO): tubulin complex assembly; post-chaperonin tubulin folding pathway; microtubule cytoskeleton organization
Molecular function (GO): beta-tubulin binding; GTPase activator activity
Source: RefSeq, a predicted model, not a curated record